Microtus ochrogaster (prairie vole) is the source of this 1665-nucleotide messenger RNA. It is a transcript of the gene C19H22orf15, whose product is annotated as chromosome 19 C22orf15 homolog. The record is from RefSeq and is a predicted model, not a curated record. Lineage: Eukaryota; Metazoa; Chordata; Mammalia; Rodentia; Cricetidae.
UUUGGUGAGGGAGGGUGCUCACAUCCCUGCAGCCUGUACACUCUCUCUCCCUGGUAGGGCACGUGGGCUCUGAAACAGUAUCCAGGCAUCCUAGGGACCUCAGUUCAGAGCCUCCUCUAUGGGCCCAACAGGAGCUCCACCUGAAGGCCCGCCCCAGUAGGUCCAGUUACUAGGAUACUGGGGAUAAAGCAUUUCCUGCCUAGAUGUCUUGGCAGCUCCCAGUCCCAUGGAGACCACUGGGAGCUGAAGGAGCUGCUGGCACCCAGAAAGCAGCAGCAGAAGAAGAAAGUGGUCUUUGACUAGCUGAGCAAGUGGGUGAACAGGGGCCAGACCUGAGCCGGGAGCCAAGCCCACCUACUCAGCAAUUCUCACAUGCGGUUCCCAGGUGGGAGCUGAGGAGAGAAGCAGCAGGAGGAGGGGGUUCAGAGACCCACGAUCUGCCUGUCUCCUUUCCGCAAGCCAUGUUUAUCACUGUGAUGUUUGGAGCUGAUUGUCGCAUGCUAGUGAACUCCUGGUGCAGCCUGGUGACCUUCAUUGUGCAUCUGAAACAGAAGGCUCAGGUGCCCCCAGAAGUAACCAUUGCUCUCCUGGCUGAAGACGGGCACCUGGUGAGGCUGGAAGAGGGGACAGUCCCGGCUCCUUCCAUGGCCUGUUCCCUGCUGCAGGAGCAAGGGACCUAUGUCCUUGUACGGAUCAUUAAAGGGAAAGAUGGGGCUCCCACCCACUAUGAGUCUCUACUGGACAACCUAGGUGACCAAUACCCAGAAUUAGCAGGUGAGUAUCAAGAUAAAUGGGGUGGGGGCACAUCUACCCAGCUCCCAGCAACAGGAUUUCCUGGGUCUUCCAGAGGAGCUGUGCUGGCUCUCCGGCUUGCCAGGCACAAGCCACAGUCAGAGAAGACGCACAAGCGUUCGGCGUGGCCACCGGGAACAAGGUCCCCCUUCAAGGUCUCGGAGGGUGGCCUCCCUCCCAUCUACAAACCGCUAGCGGGAGCCAUAGCCAGGAUGCAGGUCCACAUUUCUCCAGCCUGGCACACACCUUAGGGGCUCAAUGCAUUGCUGCUGACUGAACCCAGUGAGUGACGAAGCGGUCUGUGCAGGGGUCUGAAGGGCCUACUUCCGUUCCAGCCAGGUCCUAUGACCUGGCGCACCACAGCCAAGUGGCCCAGCUGGACUUGGAUCCAAGGGGACUGGUCCUGACCUCUGCAUUAUCAUCAACUGCAAACGCACAGCCGUCCAGCAGGACUCCUCUUUCAGAAUCUGGCGUUACUAAGAAGUUACAUCAGCAAGAAGGGAAAGGUCACAGACAGGAUGUGUGGCGCACCCCCCCCCCACCUCCCCGCCCCACAUUUGAGUGCAGAGAAAAGGAUCCAAGGACAAAAACAAGAAGACUGAGGGGGCAGAUGUCCCUGUGGGGCAGUGACAGCAAGCUUCUCUUGAGGUUUCGGGUCCCGGGGGAGUAAGGCCCUUGGGUUGGCUGCAAAUGCCUCGCCCCCUACCCCACUUAGAGAGCCCCAAAGUAAUCUGUCCUUGGCUAUCCAUAGUGCAGAUUGUAACAGGGUUCCCCACACCCCACCUCAGAGGUUCAAGGACAACCCAGGGUUACACAGCAGGAGAGAGCUAUUUAUUCUCUCUCUCCCUACACACACACACACACACACACACA